Messenger RNA from Sphenostylis stenocarpa, 534 nucleotides. The record is from the annotation of a GenBank genome assembly. Lineage: Eukaryota; Viridiplantae; Streptophyta; Magnoliopsida; Fabales; Fabaceae.
AUGCUUUCUAUUUGUGGGCAUGGGGGACUGGAUGAAUUUGAUGUUUUCAAGGUAUCAAGAGUCAUUCUUGAGGCUGUUACUGGAUCAACCGAUGAUGAUAAUAAUAGAGAUCUAGAGAUGGUUCAUUUGGAAUGGAAAACCAAUUUAAAUGAGAAGAUGUUGCAAAAGUCCUUUGUUUUUCGUACGCGUAGUAAGGAAGUUGCUUCUUCUACCAUGCGGUCAGAAGAAUACUGCCUACAACAAUUACAGGGAGAUGAUUGCUGGAAGUUGAUUGCUAAAUAUGCAUUCCAAGAUGAUGAUCCUCAACCAAAUCCAGACUGCAGGGAGAUUGGCAUGAAGAUAGUUAAAAAAUCAUUCAGAAUAGUGAGUAUUGGUGCCGAUUUUCAUGGGAACAACUCUUGUUCAUUUAAAUCCCUUGAAACAUUGCACUUCUCCUAUAUGAAAGGGCACCUGCCAGAGCAAGUUGUUCCUUUGAAACUGGGCUACAAAUUCAUGACUGUAAACAACUUCAGGCUUCCGCUCCCAGGGCUCUAA